ACCCCGACAUUCUGCACGGCACCUACCUAUCGGACUGGAAGUAGCUCUUGUAGUAGUUCCGAUGCGGCUUCAUCAGCGGCAUUGAUAGCCGAGACCCUACAGCAAAUUGAUCAACUUGGAUCCGAUCUCGAAAGUUAUUGUGUGGCUGCAGAUCAACAACAACAACCACAACAGCACACUGCUGUGCCACAUCGUGUGCAUACGGAAUACGCUGCACUACGUACCACGAAUGGAAUUGAUCAGUCGUUACCGACCACUAACGGACACGCUAGCACCGCAGGAUCGACGACUGGUACCGGUUCUGUCAUGCAGAAUGGAAUACGCAUCAGAGCAGAAAGUGCAACUCGUCCACCGCCACCGGCACGUCCGAAGCAGCACGAUCACAUCGGCUACACCGACGGCACCCUCGAUUGCAGAAGCUCGAAUGAGCAUGGAUCCAUAAUGGGAAGUAGGCAAUCGUUGAACUCGUCCGGAUACUAUUGUCCGAUAGGUUCGAAUCAGGAUCUUCGAUAUACGAACGUGAAUCCAUUCACUCGACCGGCUCCGAAUUACAAAAUUUGA
Messenger RNA from Ostertagia ostertagi, 561 nucleotides. Lineage: Eukaryota; Metazoa; Nematoda; Chromadorea; Rhabditida; Trichostrongylidae. The record is from the annotation of a GenBank genome assembly.